AUGUCCGAUGAUCCCUUCGGUCAUCUAGUACGGGACAUUCGCCAAUACCUAGGUCCAUCCUCUGGCAUCGACUCGGCCCACGUCGACCCCAAUCACAUCAAAGCCCUCAUGGCCAAAUACACUUCAAACCCGAAGCACUGGGAACGAUACGCACGCGCAGACAAGACCAGGGGCUACACGAGGAACAUCGUCGACAACGUUAACGGCAAGGCGAACCUGAUCCUCAUCGUCUGGAACCCUGCCAAGGGCUCCUUGAUUCACGACCAUGCCGAUGCUCACUGCGUCAUGAAGAUCCUCAAGGGCAACCUUACAGAGACUGUCUACCACAAGCCAGAGAGCGGAGACACCAGUGUCCAUCCUCUGGAAGUCAAGCAAGAGACCGUAUACCACCCCGAUGAGGUCACAUACAUCUCCGACCAGAUCGGUCUUCACCGUGUCUCCAACCCAGACCCCGUUGAACCUGCCAUGUCGCUUCACUUGUACACGCCUCCCAAUGCUGCUGAGUUCGGCUUCCACGUCUACGAUGAGCGUACAAGCAAGAGUUCCUUCGUACCACCCCAGUACUAA
This is a messenger RNA of Aureobasidium pullulans EXF-150, 567 nucleotides long. RefSeq names its product putative cysteine dioxygenase Cdo1. The transcript is spliced from 2 exons. Bases 1 to 567 code for a protein of 188 amino acids. Gene Ontology annotation, biological process: L-cysteine catabolic process. Gene Ontology annotation, molecular function: cysteine dioxygenase activity; ferrous iron binding. The record is from RefSeq and is a predicted model, not a curated record. Lineage: Eukaryota; Fungi; Ascomycota; Dothideomycetes; Dothideales; Saccotheciaceae.